CUGUUGAUGACCAGAAAAAUCUGUUAACCCUCAUUCUUAAUCACUGAAUCUCUGAUUCCUUUGUUGUUGUUGUUUUUUUUUCAUUCACAUUCAACUGACAAUGAUAAUAAUGAAACAAUGAAACAAUUGUGGAAAAUUACAAAUAAAAUUGGCAUCGCAAUCUGGAAUUAUCCAGUAAAUGUCAAACACCCAUCAUCACCGUCAUCCAAACAAAAUCAUCAUCAAUAUUUAUCAUUGUUUAUCGGUGAAAUAGUCUGUAUACAAUAUGAAUGUCAACAUUGGUAUUAUGGUUAUCGUUUAACAAAUGAACCAAAUAAAUUGGGAAUUUUCCCUAGAAAUUAUAUUCAAAUACAAAAUAAUUAUAAUUAUUAUUCGAUUUCGGAUUCAUUGAAUGAUGAUAAUUUUGAACAAGAAACUAUUCUUAUCCUAUAUGAAUGGAUUUGUUUACUUAAGAAAAUUUUCGAGCAAGGCGACCAGGAAAAAUAUCUAACCAUACAGAAUUCAAUAUCCAUAUUGAUUGAACAUUAUCAACUACUUAAAUCGGGUAAAUUAACAACAAAUGAAUUGAAAAAAUUAAAAUUUGAAAUUAUCGAUACAAUCGAUAUUGGUAAUAAACAUUUGAAUUUAGAUUUAAUCGUACGAAAUGAAAAUGGCACAAUUAUCAAUCCAUUUGAAACAGAUAUUAUUGAAUAUUUUGAAUAUCAUUGGACAAAAGCACAAAAAUUACGUUCAAUAUUUCGUUGUUCAAAUGAUUCUACCAAUUCAACUCGGUUAGAUCCAGCAAAAUAUUCAAACAAUAUUGAAUCGAAUAGUUUUUGUAUAACAUUAUCAAAUUUUAUCUGUAUGAUCAAACAAGAUAUGAUUAUUAAUAUGGCUAUUUAUGAUGCUAAUAAUCAUAAAUUUUUAACUGAAAAUUAUAUUGUUAAAUGGGAAAAAACUGGUUUCGUUCGAGAAGUAGAAAAAAUUAAUAAUAUUCGUGUUGUUUUUACGGAUUUUAGUGCAAAUGAUUUAUUUCAAAAUAAUAGCAUUAGUAAACAAUCAUUAUAUUUAGUUUGUCAGGUAAUACGUGUUGGUACAAUGAAUAUUAUUGAUAAUGAUCGAAUGCGAAAGGCUACUUAUUCAAUGAUGAAAAAAUCGGAUGUUGAUGAAUUAAAACGACCAUGUGGUGUUGCUGUUUACAGUUUAAACGAUAUAAUACAAAAUCAUCUGAAUCAACGUGAAAAAAAAGAAAUAUUCAUACCAUUAGUAAUGUGUACGGAACGUGAUUCAUUAGAUUCAUUAUUACGUAAAAUAAUUCGUGAUCCAAAAGAUUCAAAAGAUCAAUGUAAAACACAAGGUUUUAUCAUUUCAAUAUUAUUAUUUACAAGUUAUAAAAUGCAAUUAUUAGAUAAAUAUCGUAUGUAUUAUGCACAAUAUCCAAUUUAUAUUGCAAGGAAAAUUGGUUUUCGUGAUAUUAUCCUGCCUGAAGAUAUACGUAAUGAUUUAUAUCUAACAUUAAUAUCAGGUGAAUUUCAUAAAGGAAAUAAAAAAUCAGAAAGAAAUAUUGAAGUAACAGUAAAAAUUCUGGAUGAAUCCGGUACGAUUAUUGAUGAUUGUUUAGCUGUUGAUUCACAUAACGCAAUGGAUUCAUUAUAUCGUAGUCGAACAAAUAAUUCAAUUGAAAAACAACAACAAACAACAACCGGACAACAAACAAAUCAAAAACAAUCAUCAAAAACAUCGGUUCAAAUGAUUCAAUAUGUUCAAAGUCAACGUGAUAUAUUUACAAUAUCAAUAGUUAUUUGUUCAACAAAACUUACACAAAAUAUACAAAUUUUAAGCCUAUUAGGUUGGCGUGAUAAUAAAAUUCCAUUGAAUGAAAUUUUGAAUAAUGUACAAAAAUUAGAUGGUAAUGAAAUAAUGAAAUUUUUAUAUGAUGUAUUGAAUGGUUUGUUUGAAAUAUGGAUGGACCCCAGUACUGAUUCGCAAUAUGAUCGUCAAAUAUUUGAUGCAUUAAUCUAUAUUAUUAAACAUCUGCUACAGGAUAAAUAUAUACAUUUUCAAGAAAUAUUAAAUGAAUAUAUUGAUAAACAUUUUAGUGCAACAUUAAUACAUAUGAAAUUGAUUGAUUGUUUUAAAUAUUAUAUUGAAAAUCCUGAUUCAAUUAUUAGUUAUCAUACGAUUACAUGUAUGGAAUUUAUAUUUAAAUUUAUAAUACGUUCAAGAAAUUUAUAUGUUUUGCUCAAUGGUGAUAUUAAUCAUGAUCGAUUUGAACAAGCGCUUGAAGAUUUAUUUGAAAUAUUCACUAGGCUGAUGGACAUUAAUGAUAACAAAGAUAACAACAACAGUGAAAAUAUAAUCAAAGUUAAACUUGGAAUAUUGAAAUAUUUUCCAAAAAUUAUUGAAAAUGUUUUGACAAUUUUUGAUGAAAGAAAAUUAGCCAAUAAAAUAAUCAAAUUGAUAAAAAACAUUCCGUUUACUGAAUUAAGUGUACAAAAACUUUCUUGUAUACAUGAAAUUAUUGAAAGUAAACUAUUUAGUGAAUAUCCUGAUUGUCGUCGUAAAUUAAUUCCAACUAUAAAUAUUCAUCUACAAACGGCAUUAAUCAUUGUAAUUGAUGAAAAUUUUUAUAAUAAUGAAAAAUUAGAAAAAUGUUUAUCAAUUAUAAGUGAUGCAUUGAAAAUUUUAAUCAAACAAAAACGUAAUAAUAUUAAAUAUGAUAUUAAUGAUUUUGUACAAAUAUUAUUACAACCAUUAAUUAAUAUAUUUUUAUCAUUACAAUUACGAAGAAAAAAACAAAAUGAUAAUAAUACAUUUUGUUAUAAAAUGUGGUCAAUUAUAUUGGCUAUUUUAAAUCAAAUGAAUGAUUAUCAUUAUAAUGAAUUUUUUAACCGUCUGAAAUUGGAUCAAGAAUUUGAAUAUUUUUUAAAAUCAUUAUUAAAAAUUUUUAAUCAUUCAACCGAAUCUAUUUAUCCAAACGAUUGGACUUUUAUGAAUAUUACACAAAAUGUUGUCAUAGUAAAAACAAUGACCCGUAUUAUAAAUUUUACCAAAGAAAAAAUUUCAUUCAAUGAUUUUUCCAUUGAAACAUGGAAUCAAUUAUUUUGUAUAUCGAUAAAAUUCAUAACACAACCAUCAUUAAUGUUGGAACAAUUUCGUUUUUAUAAACGUAAACGUUUAGAAAAAAAUUUCACCAAAGAUUUACGUUUAGAAAUGAUUAUUUUGAUACGUUCAUUAUGGUUUUAUUUGGGUAAUCAUAAAAUUGAACUUAUACCAUCAUUAAUUGGUCCAUUAUUACAAGUAGCACUGAUACCAAUGCUAGCUAUAAGAAAAGAUACGAUUGUUAUAUUUUUUGAUAUGUUUUUAUGUAUGGAAAAAAUGACAAUAUUUCGUGAUGAAAUGCUAACGCAAUUAGAUUUAUUAAUACCCGAUGGUAAAGGUGAUUCGGAAUUUCAACAAUUAUUAUCAACAAUGUUUAUUGAAUCAAGUGAAAAUCAUGAAGAAUUUAUUCGAGAAAAUUUUGUAAAAUUUGUAUCGGAAAUUAGUGAACAAAUUGAAAAAUUAUUAAUAUAUCGCAGUGUUGUUAGUAAUAUUGAUAAUUAUGAAUCAUUAAUGAGUACUAUAAUUGAUUUAUUAGAUUUUUAUGAACGUAUUGAUCGUAGAGAAUUAUAUAUACGUUAUUUAUAUAAAUUAUAUGAUCUACAUUUAAAAUAUGAAAAUUAUAAUGAAGCUGCAUAUACGUUAACCCGUCAUAGUAUUUUAUUGGAAUGGUCAGAUAAACAAUUGGAACAAUUAUUACGUAAUGAACGUUUUAAUAAUAUUUAUAAUUCACAUCGUGAAUUAAAAGAAAAAUUAUAUUUUGAAAUUAUUGAAAAUUUUAAUAAAGGACAAUUAUGGGAAGCAGGUAUUGUUUAUUGUAAAGAAUUAAUACAACAAUAUGAAAAUGAAAUUUUUGAUUAUGUAAAAUUGUCUGGAUUGUUUGAAAAAAUGUCAUCAUUCUAUAAACUAAUCAUAUCUAGUGUACGAAUUGAACCAGAAUAUUUUCAUGUAACAUAUUUUGGACAAGGAUUUCCCGGGUUUUUCCGUAAUAAAUCAUUUAUAUAUCGUGGUAAAAGUUAUGAAAGAUUAUUUGAAUUUACAAAACGUCUACAGAAUCAAUUUCCACAAGCACGUUUAUUGGAUAAAUUGGAUGUUGAAGAAUCAGAAUUGAUGAAUCGUAAUGAACAAAAUCUAUCAAUUUAUCGUGUUGAUCCAAAAGUAAAUGAUGAAGUGAAGAAUAAAUUCUUACGAACAUUAGUUGAUGAAAGAAUCAUAAAAUAUUAUCAAUAUAAUGAAAUAAAUCAUUUUAUAUUUUCAAGAAAAUUAAUCAAAGAUGAUAGUAACGACAAUAGCAAUAACAAUAGACCAUCAUCAUCAUCGAAUGAAUUCGCUUGUAUGUGGAUCGAACGUAGUGAAUAUCGUACAGCAUUUCCAUUACCCGGAAUAUUAUAUCGUUCGGAAAUAAUUGAUAAACAUAGUUAUCAAUUAAAUCCAUUGAAAAAUGCAAUAGAUACAAUGGAAAAAAUGAAUACAAAAACUCGGAUGAUCAUAUAUAGAUAUUUAUUGGAUGAUGAUAAUCAACAUCCAUUACAUAAUUUAUUGAUGCAUAUUAAAGGUAUUGUUAGUUCGGAUGUACAAGGUGGUGUAUCCAAAUAUGAGGAGGCAUUUUUCAAUGAUAAAGAUAAUGACGAUAAAGAUAAUCAAUCAAAUGAAUAUGAUAAAGAAGAUCUUGAACAGCUACGAAAAUUGAUUGUCGAUCAAAUACCAUUAUUGGAUUUAGCAAUAAAAAUUGCUGAUCAAAAACAACGACAACAUCCGAUCAAUCAAAGUAUGGAUGGUCUUUAUCAAUAUAUUGUUGAAUCUUUCGAAAAAAUGCGUAUCGAUGUACGUUGUAAAUAUUCAGAUAUUUAUCAUAGUGAUCUUCCUAGUGAUAUGCAAAAAAUUAUUGAAAAUCAUUAUAAAAUGCAACGUUUAGCUUGUUCAAUGUCACAAGAUCAAUCGCAAAUAAUUGCAACACCAAAUGAACAUCGAAAUUCAAUCGAUGGAACAAUGACAUUAACCAAACGAUCAUUAUUCAGUCGAUCGAAUACAAAUGCAGCAAAUCUUACAUUACGUUUUCGACGUAAAGAUUCCAGACGUCUGAAUCCAGAUUCAUCAAAUUCAAUUUGUUAUUCAUCCAAUGCAAAUAUUUCACAAACACAAUGGUAUACUGAUCAUAAAAAAUCUACAGGAAAUUUAAGCUUUAUUUCUGAUAAUAACAAUAAUAAUAAUAAUACGGAACAAUCAUCACCAACCAUAAAUGAAAAUUCAAAGAAUCAAGCAAAAAUAUCAAGUCGACCAUCAAGUGGAAAUUAUAGUUCACGUACAUCAAUACAAAGUCAAUUAAGUGUUUAUUAUCCAAUGUCAUCAUCAUCAAUAUCAUUGGAAGAAGAUCAAGAUGAACUGCCACCAGAAUUACCGGAUAAAAAAAAUGUACAGCCAUUACCCGAAUUGCCAGUAAAAAUGCGUUCAAAUUCAAAAGUUUAACCCACAAAAAAAAUUAAUUUGAUUUAA
Molecule: messenger RNA, 5571 nt
Organism: Dermatophagoides pteronyssinus (European house dust mite)
Lineage: Eukaryota; Metazoa; Arthropoda; Arachnida; Sarcoptiformes; Pyroglyphidae
Product: dedicator of cytokinesis protein 2-like
Biological process (GO): myoblast fusion; cell migration; small GTPase-mediated signal transduction
Cellular component (GO): cytoplasm; plasma membrane
Molecular function (GO): guanyl-nucleotide exchange factor activity; small GTPase binding
Source: RefSeq, a predicted model, not a curated record